UAGCUUGCUGUUUUGGGUCACUUAGCCGCUAGAACCAGGCCGCCACUGAGGUUGCUUCUUCAGCGUUUUAGGCACAUUGUCCUGAGACAGAAUACAUCAAAUUAUACUUCAACUACUUUGUUCUACAGACACUUCCAAUAAACCGCGUUUCAUCAUGCGAAACCAAGAAAAUCAAUCAAUCUCUGCUUCAGCAGAAGUUCACUGUUUCAAUGGCUUGCUAUUUGAUAUGGACGGUACUAUCAUUGACUCCACAGACGCAAUCAUACAGGCAUGGCACAAGAUAGGAAAGGAACUGGGAGUUGAUCCGGACGUCAUCCUUGCAACUUCGCACGGCAGGAGGUCUAUAGACACGAUACGGGAAUACGACCCAGAGAAGGCGAACUGGGACUUUGUCAGUAAGAUGGAGGGUCAAAUUCCGCGAGAGUUUGGGUCUGCUGCGGUAGAGGUCCCCGGUAGUCGAGCACUCCUGGAUGACCUCGAGAAAGUAGGUGUUCCUUGGGCGAUUGUCACAUCUGGAACCAGACCGUUGGUAACAGGCUGGCUCGAUGUCAUGAAGUUGGCACAUCCAAAGUUCCUUGUUGUUGCAGAGGACGUCCAACAUGGGAAACCAGAUCCAACCUGCUAUCAGAUGGGGGCAUCAAUGCUCAAGCUGGAGAGAAAUGCCCAUAUCCUGGUACUCGAAGAUGCGCCUGCAGGCGUGCGAGCUGGAAAAGCGGCUGGAUUCAAGGUUGUUGCUCUUAACACCACUCACACAAUCGAGCAGCUAAAAGAGGCGGGAGCUGACUGGAUCGUACAUGACAUGCGAAGUGUGACGAUGAAGGAGUGGGACAAGGACUCAGGCACGGUGAAGAUACAGAUAGCCAAUUCGGUGAUCGUUUGAUUAUUUGAACCAUUUUUCGUCCAAGGAGUACUUGUGAGAUACGGUGUGGUAAAAGCUUAAGCAGUCAUUGGAUACGGACACCACAGGCGCCUCGCGCAUCGAGGGGAAGGUUACAUUGCAUCAAGCGGAAUUGAACGGGGGCGGAAUUGAACGUGGACGGAUAGACCAAAAUAGGGUCAUUCUAGAAUAAACUCCGAAGA
Molecule: messenger RNA, 1080 nt
Organism: Pseudovirgaria hyperparasitica
Lineage: Eukaryota; Fungi; Ascomycota; Dothideomycetes; Acrospermales; Acrospermaceae
Product: HAD-like protein
Exons: 4
Coding region: 155-880 (241 amino acids)
Molecular function (GO): sugar-phosphatase activity; beta-phosphoglucomutase activity
Source: RefSeq, a predicted model, not a curated record